AUGACCCACGAUCCGACCUCUAGGAAGAUCCUCCCCCAGAGCUCGCAAAUGGCGUCUUUUAACUUCGUCCCUCAGCCUGCGCCGCAGGCGCAAAAGAAUUAUGUCUUCGUCGACGAGCACAACCGCCACAAGAGGCUCAAAGUGAUGCGCGCAUGCGAAGGCGCCCCGACGAUGCAAAGCGGCAGUGCUUCAGCUUCCUCUACCCCGAUGUCUGCCUAUGAUCCCUCCAGUCGAAGCUUCAGUGCUGCCCCUACUUCUGUUCAUGGAGGCUACUCGCAGCAGUCCAUGAUGAACACUACGCCAAAGGCCGGCGGUCCCAUAUACCAGCAGCCUUCUUUUGCAGAGAGCCAGACAAAUCUCUUCCAGGCAGUCCAGUACCCCGAUGCGCAACAGCAAUCACAACCGAACCUGCAUUACGCGAGCGUCAAUCCCGCUGUUAACGUUGUCGACGAAAGCUACGCUUCGCACAAUGUUUUCCCGACGCCCCCAUGCAUGGAGGCCCAGCUCAAGAAAAUUCCCCUGGUCAACGAAGCUGGCACAGCACCAUAUCUGCGGAACAAGGCUUCCUUUCGACGAGAAGAGGAGCCCGUGAUCGAUGAAGUCGACGAUUUCAGCGUUGUUUUGCCUCCAAUGACCCCCGGAAAAAUCAGGAUCCCACCGGCCCUGAUGCCCGAUGACGCUACGGCACACCAGUAUCUCGACCUAUACUUCACCAACGUACAUCCCUUCCUCCCCGUACUCAGCAAGGCAAUCUUCUAUCAGCAGUGGAACACGAAUAGAGCGGCAAUCUCGCCGUUGAUCCUAGAAGCCAUGUUUGCCAUUGCCGGAAGGCUAGCGGAUGAGCCGGCUCAAGGCCAGCAGUGGCUAGCUUUAGCAGCGGCGCAUGCCGAUGCAUUCAUGGACGUCCCUCGCCUCAGUACUCUCCAAGCCCUCUUGAUCAUCCUCAAGGCCAAGGAAGGAGCUCCUAAGAAAGGUUACUACUAUCGGUCUUGGAUGGCUAUAGUACAGUGCGUUCAGAUGGGCAAAGAUCUUGGCCUGGACGAGCAUUACGCGGAUCACCAAGCGGGUAGAGGGUGCGAGUCGACAGAGUUGGAAUGCCGCAUGAAGACCCGCAUCUGGCAAACCGUUUUUGCCCUCGAAGUAAUGAUUGGGUCCCCUCAAGGACGCACGGAUCUGGCGGUGGAUAUCGAUGAGGUCGACUUCCGCUUGCCCCAACCCAUUCCUGGCGACGAUGAGGAAGAGGCUGUUGUAAGCCGGAAUUUCACUCACCUUGCCAGGCUAGUCCGAAAUGUCAGCCGAAUGAACUCGGUGUAUGCGCGCAUCAAGAAGAGAAAGGAAUGGGGCAUUGACCCCGAGUUUGUUCAGCUCAACCCCUCUUUGAAUUCGUGGCUUGCAGAGCUACCAGCUGAUCUAUCUAUCACGUUUCCUCCCGACAACUCACCACCCUGGAUCCCGUCCCCAUUCGUUGGGAACCUCCACCAGUAUCAUUACUUGACUUUCAUACUGCUUCACCGGCCGCAGCUAGCAUUCUGUGAUCCCAAUGAUCUUGAGGGGAAGUGGAAGCAGCAUAUGAUGAUAUGUUAUUCCUCGGCCAAGGCGAUAUGCAGGGUACAGGAAGCCAUAUUGAACUCAUUUGGCAUGAGUGGCCUUCAGUACAUGCUCCGUGGGUUCAGCUUCCCGGUCUACUGUGCCUUGUCAUGCGUCGUACUGCACCUGGUUGCGAUGACUUCUCCGGACCCCGACUUGAACACAGACUCUAGAGAGUUUUUCCAGAGGCAGAUGCGAGUUAUGGAGAAGAUCAUGGUAGUAUGGCCGAUGCCGGAACUGCAAAGGCAAAUUGACGCCGUUCGAGAAGCCUUCUCGAUGGAUACGAGGAAGCCGUUUGUCCUCAAGCCCUCUUUCCCUACGGGAGCCCGACAUCCAGCGCCGCGACACCACCUCGCUCAAGUCCGGGCUAUAGGCCUCUGA
Messenger RNA from Parascedosporium putredinis, 1968 nucleotides. The record is from the annotation of a GenBank genome assembly. Lineage: Eukaryota; Fungi; Ascomycota; Sordariomycetes; Microascales; Microascaceae.